UGAUCCUUGCCCUCCACUUUCAACCUCUCAAUUUUUGCUAGAGCGUAAACACAUUUAUGUCCGCACCCUUCACUCAAACCUACGUAAGAAAGAAAACUACAUCUCCCGUCGUCCCGAGCGGCGGAGUGACGUCCCUUCCUGGGACUGUGUGGCGCGCGAGACGUUUGUGCGAGGGGUACACCUAAAGAGGGCACAGAUCAGCUGGCGUUUUAUCAGCAUCGCUUGCUAUUCAGCCCGGACGUUGCAUAGCAGAGAAAUGGCCGACUCCCAUGCUGGCUCCUGUGUUCGCGUGGAUCACCGUUCUCUCUCCUCUGCUGUGAGUGAGCCAAUGCACCUGCUGCCCUGUCAGAUCCAGAAAGAUGGGGCAGCUAAUGUGAAGGAGUAUUUCAACCCUGCUGUAAGAGACAGAGAAGGAGGCAAAGAAGUGUCCUUCAGAGGGCGAGCACUAAAGGGGCAAGAGGUGUCUGUACCAUCUGGUUAUAUGGGCGUUGUACUAAAGGAGGAUCACAAACCUUGUUCUGAAGAAGAGGAUCGCUUGUUCACAGUGAAAUCCACCUUCCGCUCCUUUACUCAAUGGAAUCUCGAGACUCCACCUUCAGCAGAUGAUGUUCUUGUAAUGUCACUAGCAUGGCCGAAAAUAGCCGCAUCGAUCCAUGCACCCGUUGAGUAGAAGACUUCUCUGGUUCAGGAUGAAACUUGUCUGGGUGUUUACCUGUAAACCAAAUACAUUUUUUCUACCUUCUUUAUUUCAUUGUCAGAUUUUAAAUCAAACAAAUUGUAUUGCGACAUCCUUGUGUCACUCAUGUUAUAAUUGUAACUUUUUAAACCAAUGACCUGCGUGCACAAUACAACCACCACUGUCUAAAGAAGCAUAAUUAAUACCCAGUUGCUACAAGGUUUUGGUAUUAAAAAGUUUUAUUUACAACAUAUAUUUACACUGCACAAUUCCAGCUUUGUUUGUAAUUCACUGUCCUGCUUUCCUUCCCACCCUAGAUUAAAUCUGUCAUCUCAGCUACUAUUAAUAUUCAUACUUUAGUCUUUAACCCUGUCACUGACUUAAACAUUGUAACCACUGACUUAACCUGCAGAACAGCACUGCCCAGUGUUGUCCUGUAAUAGUGCCAUCCUGUAGCAUCUGAAAAAGUUACUUUAUUAGAUAUACAAUUCCACUGUAAAGAAAACUAUUGGGGCCAAAAAGUGGGCAUAUAAAACACAGACCUUUAGCUCUCUCCUUCCAGGAACUGGUGUUUUUUUUUUUGUAUUCACUGAUAUUUCAGCUACUUUUAUAAAUAAACUAAUUAGCCAGACCUAGGUCAAAUGUUUGGCACUGCUUA
Messenger RNA from Xenopus laevis (African clawed frog), 1334 nucleotides. It is a transcript of the gene rnaseh2c.L, whose product is annotated as ribonuclease H2 subunit C L homeolog. NCBI's taxonomy places the organism in Eukaryota, Metazoa, Chordata, Amphibia, Anura, Pipidae. Gene Ontology annotation, biological process: RNA catabolic process. The coding region runs from base 257 to 670 and encodes 137 amino acids. The record is from RefSeq and is a predicted model, not a curated record. Gene Ontology annotation, cellular component: ribonuclease H2 complex. The transcript is spliced from 6 exons.